Messenger RNA from Talaromyces stipitatus ATCC 10500, 849 nucleotides. RefSeq lists its product as uncharacterized. The transcript is spliced from 2 exons. The record is from RefSeq and is a predicted model, not a curated record. Lineage: Eukaryota; Fungi; Ascomycota; Eurotiomycetes; Eurotiales; Trichocomaceae. Bases 1 to 849 code for a protein of 282 amino acids.
AUGGCACAAUUCGACCCGCUUAGCAGAGCUGACUGUGAAGUUCAAUGCAUACCGCCAGUCCUAGAGAACAAGGAAAUCGGAUUACUUGUAGAGCUCCGUACAAGCAGCGCUUCCCCCGAACAUAUCCCAACCGCAGCGAAUCAGAGAGCUUGGCUUACUCAGGCGUGGCGUUGGAUAACAACCCCGAAAGGAUUCUUCAUCGCCAUCUAUGGAUUGAACAUAGUCGCCUGGGGCGGGAUGCUAUUCCUGCUAAUCUGCAAUGCUGCCCCAGCCAUGUGCCACCCGUCCUGCAACGAUCUAUACUCCUCCCGCCGGAUCUGGAUCGAGAUCACCUCCCAGGUCCUGAACGGGCUAUUCUGCGUGACGGGAUUCGGACUCGCACCGUGGCGGUUCCGGGAUCUGUACUGGUGGUGCUGCUGGCGGCUGGCGUGGAGAGACCGGGAGAAAAGCCUCGCUAGCAUCACGCGCUUGGCUAGCAUUCAUCGAGCGUGGUACCGCUUACCGAUCGUUGACUGUGACUGCGAGCAAAACAAAUCUGCUACUACAGAGGCCCUUGACCUCUCGAUAAAUGGAGGCCGCGCACCGGCGACGGCGACUUGGAAAAUGGAUUUGGUGAUCUGGUGCAACAUGUGGAAUACUAUAUUCCAGGGAUGCCUGGCUGGCUGCAUGUGGGGGAUGAAUAGAUUCAACCGGCCUAGUUGGACGACUGGCCUAUUUGUUGCCUUGGCCUGCGUUGUGGCUGGUAUUGCAGGGCAUAUGGUCUUCCGCGAGACGAAGAGGCGUGCGAAAUCAACAGAGAUGAAAACGGCCGAUAGUACUGUUGCAGAGAAAGGGGAGAAUGUCGUUUAA